CCUCCCCCACCCAUUACCCCCGACCGCCUUCGGUACGCUAUAUAUAAAAACGUUUGCAUUCGGUCGUGCUCCGUUUCAACUAACCGGUGAUUGCGGCGGUUUCCGUAACCCGAAAAAAUGUAUUUUUCAGUCUUUUUGUAAACAUUUCUCAUUGUGAAUACCAUAUUGCAUUAUGGCUGCUUAAGCCCUUUGAAGGGACCAGAGUCUGAAGUUUGGGAGAUAAUUUUGUGCAUAUAUAUUCAAAUUGGUUUUUGCCACUAUGCAGGACAGCUGCAUUCGCUUAUCAAACAUUAUCUGCAAUGAUAUUUUGGUUAACAAAUUUAAACCGCUUUGGGUUAGACACGUCUAUAAACUUAUUAAAUUCAGUAACCCUUUAAUAAUAAUAGUGCAGCCUGACUGAAAAUUCACCACACUAGUGAGAAAAUAAAAAAGACAACAAUCCAAACCUGUUAAGAGCUUUGGAUGAUCAAAAUUCCUUUGAUCACAUUUCACUGAUAUGUGUCAUGAUAAAUCUUUGAGGAAUUUUUUUGUGAAGUAGUACUGAGUGAAAUGGUACAUUGAUAAAAAAAAAUAUGAUUUCUUAUUGUAAGGAGAAGUAUUCAGAGACGUGCAUUUGAUUUAAGUUGGCUUUUCUGUAGUACCAUGCAGAUAGUCCCUUUUACAUUCAUUAUUUUGACCUUCCUUUUUCAGAAAUAAAAAGUUUAAAAAAUAUUCAUUAUUUUAUUUGGAAAUAAUUGAGAUUCAUUGGGACAGAGGCCCCAUGUAUAUAGGCUUCUAAUUGAAACCUUAAUUGUUUCAUCAAACUUCCUUUAUUUUAAAUGUGCUCCUUCCUCAUUUUAGUAAAAAUUAUGUAACUUUAGAAGAAAAAGUCUGGAUUGUGAAAUUGGGAACAAAUUACCCUGUCAAAAAGAAACUACUAAAGUUGAAGUAAUAAAAAAAAAGAAAAGAAAAUAAGCAUUGCAUGUAAUGUUAACUUUCAGGUUUUUAUUUUAUUAUGGCCUGGAAGUUGAUAAGAAUUGCACAAAAUUAUCUCCCAAACUUCAGACUCGUCCUUUACUCCUCUCCUGAUUUAUCUUCAUCAUGAAUGUUAUUGGCUCAUUUCUGCCGAAAUUGAAGAAUGACGCAGAGGUGACAGAGCUGAAAUAUGACUUAUCGUGUGAACUCUACAGGAUGUCUACAUAUUCCACUUUUCCAUCGAAUGUACCAGUAUCUGAAAGGAGUCUUGCUCGAGCUGGUUUCUAUUACACCGGUCUGAAAGACAAAGUGAAAUGUUACAAUUGUGGCUUAAUGUUGGAUAACUGGAAAAAAGGGGACAGUGCCAUGGAGAAGCAUAAACAACUCUAUCCCAGUUGCAGUUUUGUUCAGAGUCUGACUUCAAUGACUAGCCUUGGAUCCUCGUUUCGUUCUGCUUUCUCCCCUCCAGCUACCUCUGGACUUAACUUUUCACCUGCUUCAAUGCAAGCCUUAAGUUUGGGUCAAGUUGGGUAUUACAAUGAAAGCUUUUCCAGUUUUCCUCAUAACCCAGUGACAUCUGGAGCAGUAGAAGACCUGUCACUUUUGAGGCCAAAGGCUUUCAACCCUAUGAUGAGCACGGAAGAAAGCAGAUUGCUCACUUUCAAGACAUGGCCCCUGACAUUUUUGUCCCCAACAUCUUUAGCCAAAGCCGGGUUUUAUUAUGUAGGACCUUCAGACAGGGUGGCUUGUUUUGCCUGUGGUGGUCAGUUGAGUAAUUGGGAACCAAAGGACAAUGCUAUAUCAGAACAUCAAAGGCAUUUUCCAAACUGUCCUUUUGUGGAACAAAUCCAAAACAGUUUGACUGGCUUUAAUUCGGGCAUGCAAAACUGCAUAGGCCGUUUCAGAACUUUCAAAACGUGGCCAGUGACAGUUCCAGUUCACCCACAGCAACUGGCAGAUGCUGGCUUCUAUUACGUGGGUCGCAAUGAUGACGUCAAAUGCUUCAGUUGUGACGGUGGACUCAGGUGUUGGGAGACUGGGGAUGAUCCAUGGGUGGAGCAUGCUAAAUGGUUUCCAAGUUGUGAAUACCUGAUUUAUAGAAAGGGUCCAGAGUUUGUCCGCCAAGUUCAAGCAAGGUAUCCUCAUCUUCUUCAACAGUUGUUAUCCACUGCAGAUACACCUGUAGAAGAAAAUACAGACGUACCAA
Messenger RNA from Thamnophis sirtalis, 2161 nucleotides. Lineage: Eukaryota; Metazoa; Chordata; Lepidosauria; Squamata; Natricidae. The record is from RefSeq and is a predicted model, not a curated record.